Messenger RNA from Macrobrachium nipponense, 6866 nucleotides. RefSeq names its product zinc finger protein 628-like (gene chn). Lineage: Eukaryota; Metazoa; Arthropoda; Malacostraca; Decapoda; Palaemonidae. Gene Ontology annotation, molecular function: RNA polymerase II cis-regulatory region sequence-specific DNA binding; DNA-binding transcription factor activity. Bases 704 to 3328 code for a protein of 874 amino acids. The record is from RefSeq and is a predicted model, not a curated record. The transcript has 3 exons. Gene Ontology annotation, biological process: regulation of transcription by RNA polymerase II.
CUGUGCCUCCCCCGCGAGUCUCUCUCUCUCUCUCUCUCUCACACACACACACACUCGGGCACCACCAUCAUCAGUUCCCAGCACGUAACCGUGGAGGGUGGUCGGGAUGUGCGGCAGCAGCGGUGCUUAAGCCUCAGUAUCGCUUUGCACUCUGUUGCGAGAACGUGUUUAUCAGGAGAGGCGCUCAUACGAGACACGCGCUGGCUGUUCUUGAAAAACGUUUUUAUCUGUGUUGGGGGGAACGUUUUAUUUUCCCCCGAAAGGAAAUCUGUGCUCAAUUUACUUAAACGUUAGACGUCUCUGCCACACUGUUAAAAUAUAUGGACUAUCUACUACUUAGUCUUUUUUCUUUUCGCCGAUAGUCGAAAUUUUCGCAACGAUUGGAGUUCGAGUUUUCAACGUGUGUGUGUCUCUGAAAGAACUAAGUGGGACUUUAAAAUCCUUUCAUUCCGAGGAUGUAUAAAGUUGUGGGUUGAUUUAUAUGAAAGGAAUUUCAUUCCUGACCCAAACUCCAAACAAGUGCAUUUUAUAGAAAAAAAAACUUUAUAGAUUGUGUGGAGUAUCAAACUCAAAUCUCGCGGGAUUUCAUCUCGGGAGCCCUAAACAACGAAGACGAUUCUCACAAGUUAUUCACCAAAACGCUGGAAUACUACUACAUUCUCUUCGUCUCCCAGGAUCUUGCUCAAACAAAAUACAGGCAUUCAUGUUGUGCAAGGAUGAUGCGACGGUAACAAUGCGGACGAGCGAAGUCAUGAACCAGGCAGCAGCAGCAGCAACGGCAGGCCUGGGUUCAGGUCUGCUGGCUCUGGGAGGAGCCAUGACCACCACAUCAUCCCCUAACGCCAAGGGCACAACAGCUGCGGGAGUCUCUCCUGUGCUGUCGUUCGACCUGACUGCCUACACCCAGAUCUUGCAGCAAAUGGCGGCCAAAAUAUACCCGUACGACCCGGCGUCCGUGGCCGCCUCGUUAGCUGUUCUGAAUCCAACAUCUCAUCUGCCGUUAGCCCUCACUGCUCCCCACGCUCUCGCUCUCACCACCAAAACCUCCUCAAUAGGAAGUGGCAAGUUGUCUGCUGCCGACGAUACACCAACCAGCACAGACAGUGACAGCUCUUGGCAGAAUAAUGUCAAGAGUGAACCAGCUGCCAAGGAAGAAGAAUGUGAAACUGCACUUGACCUAAGGACACAAGGCCUGAAGUCCCUCUACUCAUCCUACCGACGUGCCACCCUUGAUGACAUCAAACCGAAGGUAGUGGAAGAUAUAUGGAUUGAAAACGACAUCAGACUCACGUGGACAGAAUCAAAAGUAGCGGCAUACAAUCCAGCCCAAAAACUAUUCAUGUGUGUCGAUUGUGAGUGUGUUGGGUUUCUGUCUAGAGUAGCAGAGCAUUGGUUAGGUGCCCACGCUAACCUGAGGGUGUUCUCUUGCCCCAGAUGCCCAUACACAUCUGCUUGGUCACGCUGUGUAAAGAUGCAUCUCACAAGACAACACAAUGAACAGUUUGCAGACACUACAAUGUGGAAGGAGAAUUCAACUCUCAUGGAGGUGACUCGUCUGAUGCAAGAGCUUCGUAACAAAGUAGAAAACAGAAUAGACUCUAGCAACACAUUAGCAGACAAGCGUUUUUACUGCCCUCACUGUCCUUAUGCCACUGACAGACGGGACCUCUACACCCGUCAUGAAAAUAUUCACAAAGAUGACAAACCUUUUCAUUGCUACUUGUGUUUCAAACAGUUCAACCGUGCAGACCACGUCAAAAAACACUUUGUGAGGAUGCAUCCCGAGACCGAGUAUGAAAUAUCCAAAAUCCGCAAACAGCCAGGAACAGGAAGAGUUGCUGCGCGAUCCCCUCCUUCCCCAGUGGCAUCACUCCCAACAGAAGCUCCUCAACCACCUAGAGCUGUGACACCAGUAGCAGCCCCACCUCCAGUUGUUGUAGUACCUCCAGUACCGUCUCCCCCAACUGCUACUCCAGCAGUAUCUGUGUCUGAUGUGGCAACAGCUAUGAGUGCUCCUUCCACUCCUGAAGAAUGCAAUCCACCAUCUCCUGCGGGAGUAAUAACUAUGGGCUUAAGUCUGAAUGUUAUAACUGGAAAUGAAAGCCCAGAUGUUGGUCGUGGACGAAGGCGAGGAGAUCGAGCAUACACUUGCCCCUACUGCCACUGGUCAGGAAGUGACAAUUGGUGCCUCAAGCGACAUAUGAAUACACACAUAAAGCCAUUUGCAUGUGUUAUGUGUGACUACAAAGCUGCCAGGGCUGAACGGCUGUCCACUCACGUGUGGAAAGUUCAUAACAAGAGAAUCUGUAACAAGUGCAAUUUUCUUGCUGACACCCAAGAACGUCUGCUGGAGCAUACCCGUGAAGAACAUCACAACAACCCUUACUCCAGACGGUACAUCUGUUCUUCGUGUGGUCUCACUUUUGACACCCGUCCUGCACUCGAGACUCACCAGCAUCUGAGCCACCCAAGAAUAACCCGCACCACCACCAUCCCAUCCACCACACCAGCUGUGCAGGAAACAGCACACGACUUAUCUAUGAAAACAGAAAUUAGGUCUGAACCUUCACCACCUUCCUCACCGUUGAUAUGCCCAGUGAAUGGUUGUAGUCAGACCCUAAGUGGUGGUGGGGCCUUGGCUGAACAUGUGCGCAGUGAUCAUGGUGGAAGUGGUGCCUCUUGCUGUCCACACUGUGGUUACCAGUUGACACAUGAUGAGCUGUCAAGAGAUCAUUGGCUCACACACCACAAGGAAGUAUGUGCUGCAUGUGUACAUGUGUUUACCGCUGUGUAUGGUCCUCAACUCUGGAAAAAGGUACACGUACGCCCAAGUUCUCUGGAGAGUCCCCUGGAUGCCAUUGUGACUGGUCUUAAUCGUAAACGUACUGUCACUGAUGUUUUUCCAUCACCAGUACCAGCAAUUGCCAAUACUCCAACAAUGAUUGAGUCUGCUAUUCCAGCAGCUAAUCGAGAAUCACCUUCUCCAGUAGCUGAAGUACAGGAGCCUGAUACUGAAAGAUUCAGCAAGAGAUCAAGGAAGCAAAGUUGCCCAAAGAAAGUCAUAACAGUGGCAGAAUCAGAAUCUAAUGAAGAGUCUACCUCUAGCACACCCCGCCGCAGAGUACCUCUCAAAGUGAAAAGGAAGGGUCUGGCCAAUCACCCAGGCUUUGCAAAUCGCCAGUGCCGUCGGUGUCCUCGUCGUCCAAUCUUUUCAUCUAGGGCUCGACUACAGUUGCACAUGAGAUGGACCCACGGUCGACGCGGUAUAAGUCAUCGUAACCUUGCUCACAAAGCUGCCUCUGCCCAAGUGAAAUCAGCAGUCCACUAGUUAAACCUAGUUUGAUUUUAAUUCAGUUGGUACAACGGGUAGAAAUUUGUUGGAAACAACUCUUGCAAUGUUUUCCUUGAAACAUUUAGCUACCUAUGUUAGGUGGUUAUGAUUACGAUAGCGUAUGUAAGGAUGUACUAAUCAUCUGGUAAUAUAGUAACCUUAUAUUGCCACUGUCAGUGUGGUUCAUUUACAUACUUGCAAAAUAUGUAUAUAUUGACUGAAACUAUAACGCUAAUCCUAUUUUUCUAGGAUUAAUAUUAAUUUAUUAUUUGACCUUUUCCUUAAUUUUUCCAAGCAGUUGUAUGCAAUCACUCCUUAUCCUUCCAUUUACAAUUCCAUUAUCUUGUCCUAAGAUACAAUUCCAUUUGGUAUGUCCUAACGUUAGAGAUGUGGAGAUUCUGAGUACAAUUAUUAGUUUACUGAAUCAGGCGUGUUUAUCUCUUAGAUAAGAAUGAUGACAAUACCUCUGUCAAACUGCGAGAAGUGGCUGUAUGUUUACAAAAGUAAUUGAUGUUAAAAGCUCAAUUCAACCCUUUUAUGAGUGUGUGUGUAAGUGGGUAUGUUUUGAUACAAAGGAAUACUUCGAUUAAGAAUAGGAUCUAAUUGGAUCGCAAGAAAUCCUGGAAUCCCACCAGGGGGUGUAAAUAAUGGAUAUUUUGUUACACCUUUUGUAGGUUAUAAACAUUUGGUUGUGGGACUUAGAAUUCUAACCCCUCUCGAAAGGGCAACUUCAAAGGUUGUGGACUGGGUUGUGAACGUGUGGAUUGCCAACCUGCUGCAUGACACUUAAAAAGAGGACCGUAAGAGAGAAAGAGAGGGAUGAAUGAUGAGGAAGAAAAUAGUCCUUCCUCCUCAUUUCUAGGGACCCUUUGAGACGGAUGCCUGAUUGUACGUUCAUGAUUUAGUUUGAAGAAGAAGCAAUGGCUCAGGCAGUACUUUAAAUUUAUUUGCUUUUUUUUUCUUUUGAUCUUUCUUAGAAUCAUUUUGUAGAUGUGUAUGAGUAAAAAUUAAAGUGGGAAUGAAAAAAAAGGUUAAUACUUUUUUUCUUUUGAAACGUCCCACAGAUAAUAUUUCAAUAGCCGAAGACUGUGCUGGGCCGGCAGGGAUUCAUUUUUAGGGAAUUGUUGGGACGUCUGUGAAGGAACAGACUAACUGGGAACAAGGAGAGGAACCAAACGGUUCUCACAGUUGGAUGUACGUAGACUCUCUCUCUCUCUCUCUCUCUCGAAGGGAGGUAGGGAGGGCGAGGACCGUUUUUUGGGGGUGAGCGUUUCUCAAGUCCAAAUCAGACCAAAGAUUUUGUUGAUAAUAAUAUUCUAGGACUGUGAAUCUGUUUUUUCGUGACUUUGUCGCCUUCCGUUGUUAAUUAUAAUUAUUAUGAUUAUUGUUACGUUGCAACCCGAUGGAUUUCUGUGAUUCUUAUUGUUACUAUGUAAUAUGGAAUGUCUAAAUGAUUUCCCUUUAAUAUUGUGGGUCAGGUUUGACUAUAGCCUUCGUAAUCUACUAUUUUAUUUCCUGACUACUCAACCUUGACCCCAGACUCAAGUUUCUUCUUUUGGGGGACUUGCAACCAGGGAUUGUGAUUUUUAUUUUGUGAUUUAUUAAAAAAAAAGCAGUUGUAGACUUGGCCCUCUAGUCAGACUGUUGCCAAAGUACUGAUAUAUACAAAGCCAAUUAACUAUUUAUACGCUGAACUGUGUAAUAACUACUACUCUUGACCAAAUGUGUUUGGUGCUAACAAGCAGUGUUUCACUGUAGCCAUAAAUUCUUUCGAUUAAGUCUGUCUGUUUGUCUGUCUGUGAAUUUGAGACCAUGGGCUUUUGGAAUAAUCCCGCUCGAUACACACAGCAACCCAUUUUCUAAUCUGAUUCUGAAAAUCAAAAUAACCUGUUAUCCUGAAACGUGUGUCAAUUAUUUUCCAAACAAGAAAAAAAAUAUGCUCAAAACCCCACACACACACAGGUGUUGUGCCUACAAUAAUAGCCUCUUUGUUAACCUUGUAAAUAGCAUUUCUCCGUUUUUGUGACAUUUGUGGAUUCCUCAGUCAGAAAAACACAACUCAGGAGUCUAGUUGUGAAGAAACAGUUUUAAAAAGAUUUUUUUUUUUGGACCACACGCCGCAAAAAGCGACGAAAGCGACAGAAAAGAAGAAGAGGGUUCUCCUAAACGACUAUUUUUCGCCUGGACAAUUCUGAGCUUCCGGUACAGUUCAUCAGGAUUACUGCAAGUGCGCGACAUUUUGGCCAAACACUUGAAACCCUCGUCUUUCUUCUGUCUCUCCGUUCGCCGUUGCGAAUAAAAUCUCAGUGAUGCAGACAAUGGUACCUGGAGUCACCUUGUAGCCUAUUUAUUGUAAAGGAUAUUACAAACAGGUGUCUUGGAAGGAUAUGUGAGGGUGUCGUCGAGGUAUUUUCAAUGUGAACUCCAUUCCCACUGGUAAAGAGGGGACUGAUGUCAACCAUUUUGAUCUGUCAACAGAAUGUCAUGGUAGAGUAAUACCCUUUUUCUAAAAAUAAAACACACAAGUCACGAAGUGCAUUUCCUUCACAGACAAAUGUCUUUUGUAGUAACUUAACUCGAUUUAAUGCUCACCGUUAAACAGGAGUUUUAGCAGCAUCGAACUUACAAUAAUAUAUAAAAAGGAAAAAGCAAUUUCUUUUUUUACGUGUGUGUGCGUGUGUGCGUGAGUGUGUCUUCUAAUCACAGUCGUAAAGUCCUUGACCUUAUCCUUUUACUGUACAAGUCAUUCAUGAAAACAAGAAAAUCCUUCGAGCCCCUUCCAUUAUUUAUAGUUGGUACAGAAAAGAUGGAGUCUCGUGGAAAUCCAAACAGACUUCUUUUUUUUUUUUUUUUUUUUUUUUUUUUUUUUUUUUUUUUUUUUUUUUUUUUUGAGAUGGUUGCAACUGUCCUGGCCGUCAAAUUGAACAUGAUGACGAUGACGGCAAAAAAUUUCAUUUAAAUAAAAAAAAGAAUAUUUUGGUGACUAAUCAGGGUAAAACUCUGCAAUUCCAACAUGAUGUAGAUAGUUUACUUUUUUUUCUUUUUGGAGGGUAGGGGGAUGAGGAGCCGUGAGACUCCAAGACUCCCUAACGCGACCUUGUGUCCCCUCGUAUUAAAAGAGGCUUCGUUUAGUCAAUAAAACAUAAGAAAGUCUGUUCAAUGGACUGAUUCAAUGAGCUGUGAAAUACUGACGAUUCUUCCAAGGCGUUUGUCUCAUUUUUUUCCUUUAUUCUACUCUUCUGUAUCAAACGUGUAUGAUAUAUUUCCACUGUAUUCCAAAGUUCAAUUUUUAUAGAGCUGUCACCAUGUUUUUUUUUUUUCUCGCGUAGGUAGAAAAUGUAGAACUGUUUCAUCUGUUUUUUCCCGGGACUGUCUUGUAUUUUUACGACUAAAUGGAGUCUCCGAGGCGGUUAUCCAAUUAUAACCUGUUUCUGUCUUGACUUGUUUAUACACCGACCAUUCCCUAAUGCCUUCAAUUACCUCUUACUAGUAAUGUACUUUUUCAUACCAAUAAAGGAAAUUAUGAUAUUAAAAA